Molecule: messenger RNA, 1341 nt
Organism: Lotus japonicus
Lineage: Eukaryota; Viridiplantae; Streptophyta; Magnoliopsida; Fabales; Fabaceae
Exons: 3
Coding region: 1-1341 (446 amino acids)
Molecular function (GO): catalytic activity
Source: RefSeq, a predicted model, not a curated record
AUGAAGAUGCUCUCCUAUAACAUUCGUGGGCUGGGUGAUGGGGCAAAACGACGGGUUAUUAGGGAGGUUGUUUGCCAAAACCAGAUAGAAUUUCUUUGUAUCCAAGAGACCAAAGCUCAGGUGGUUGACCGUAGGGUGUGUGCGCAACUGUGGGCCGAUUCUGAUUUUGAUUGGAGAGUUGUCCCUGCUGUAAAUAGACGUGGAGGCAUUUUGUGUAUUUGGAAGGUGACUUCCUUUGCGAUUCAUGAUUGUGUUGAGGGUCCAGGUUUUCUAUGUUUGGUAGGCUCGUGGGUUAGCUCCCAGCAUCGGUGUGCUAUUGUAAACAUUUACUCCUCUGGUUCAUUAGAAGACAGGUUGGUUACUUGGAAUGCGUUGAGGGCUUGGAGAGUUGAAAAUGCGACCUUGCCAUGGUGUAUUGGGGGAGAUUUCAAUGCUGCCUGCUGUCCUGAAGAAAGGCGUGGUACUACCGGGAUCUCUAGCUCUCAGCGUCGGGAGAUGAUGGAAUUUAACUCCUUUAUUUAUGAUCUCGGCCUGUUGGAUCUCCCGCUUGCUGGGAAGAAAUUUACCUGGUUUAGACCUAAUAACCAAGCUCAAAGUAGGCUUGACCGGUUCCUGGUUUCGGUGGAAUGGAAUGAUUUCUGGCCAAAAUGUUCGCAGCUUGUGCUUGAUCGCAAUAUUUCAGACCAUUGUCCCAUAAUGUUACGGCAGCAGUUUGAUAAUUGGGGCCCAAAGCCAUUUAGAGUACUGAAAAGAUCCCCGGCUCUCCCCGGUGGUGCUGGAUUUUUGGGCAGAGUAUCGUGUCCGUGGCUAGGGAGCGUUCGUCUUAAAGGAGAAAUUAAAAGGUUUGCGGCUGAAAUUGAAAGAUUGGAAUUCUACCGUGUUCGGGAAUCUGAAAACUCGCAGGGAUUUACUGGUCCAGUGCUUCACUUACAUGAAUCGCUACUUUGCCAGAAAGCUAGAUCAAAGUGGGUGGCCCAAGGGGAUCAAAACACUAGUUUUUUCCAUUCAUCAAUUAAUUGGAAGCGGAAAUCAAACUCAAUUGUGGGAUUGCUUAUUGAUGGUGUUUGGAAUGAGAAUCCUGACUGUAUUAAGGUUGAGGUUCAGCGGUUCUUUGAGCAACGGUUUAAGGCUUCUCCCUGGUCUCGACCACGGGUUGAUGGGGUUAACUCUCCACAUAGUCUUAAUGAGUUCAGACCCAUUUCAUUGAUUGGUUGCAUAUACAAAGUUGUGUCGAAACUCCUUGCCACUCGGCUGAAAUCUGUCAUUGGGAAGCUUAUUGACGAAAGACAGUUUGCUUUUAUUGGGAGGCCGGUCUAUGUUGGACAGCGUGGUGAUGGUUAA